Molecule: messenger RNA, 3080 nt
Organism: Notothenia coriiceps (black rockcod)
Lineage: Eukaryota; Metazoa; Chordata; Actinopteri; Perciformes; Nototheniidae
Gene: pmela
Product: premelanosome protein a
Exons: 12
Coding region: 84-2618 (844 amino acids)
Biological process (GO): melanosome organization
Cellular component (GO): plasma membrane; melanosome
Source: RefSeq, a predicted model, not a curated record
UUCUUAAGUCUCUUUGGAAGUUGUGUUGGGUUCAGGACUGCAGGGUGAGGCUCAGAGAGAGGAGACAGACGACCAGAUUCAGGAUGAGGACUCUGUCACUGGUGCUGCUGGUUUCAGCUUUUACAUUUGCCACUGCAACAAAGCCUAGAAGUCAGUUCACGCGUUACCGCUCAUGGAACUCGCGGAUGUAUCCGGUGUGGAAAGAUGGAGACCCGAGGUUCAGGAACUGUUGGUUUGGUGGUGAUGUAACUUUUGAACUGAAAAACGAUGCACCCACUCUGACUGGAGCAGGAGCAACCUUCAACAUUAAUCUGAACUUCCCACCAAACCAGACCAUGCUCUCUGACGGGCAGGUGGUCUGGGCGCAAAACUGCACCAUCAAUGGACGAGAGUACCAGGAGGGUCAGUCUGUCUAUCCGGACCAGGACACCCAGACCACCGGAGUUUUCCCUGACGGCACACCUUUCAGGAGUCAAAACAAGAAGCCCCACUAUGUGUUUGUGUGGAAGACAUUGGGGCGUUACUGGCAGGUGGCAGAUGGACCGUCCUCCUCCCUCUCUAUCGGCACCGACAACGUCCCUCUGGGCUCGUACAACAUGGAGGUUAUCAUCUAUCACUGCCGUGGCAAAGACAAGUUCAUUCCUCUCGGCUAUGCCUCCACGGUCUUCACCAUCACAGACCAGAUUCCCUUCACCAUCUCACUUGCCCAAAUCAAUGAUGUAAACCAGAACGACCAGAACUUCAUCCAGAACCGAGCCAUUGCCUUCACUGUCAAGCUCCAUGACCCCAGCCAGUACCUCAACAGCGCCGACGUCAGCUUCACCUGGGACUUUGGUGACAGCACCGGUACUCUGAUCUCCAGAGAGCUCACUGUCACACACACAUAUCUCGCAGCCGGGACCUUCAAACCUCAGGUGGUCCUGAUGGCAAGCAUCUCCAAUGGCUGCGGAUCCCCCACUGCUGUUGUUCCUAUUGAUGCCUCUGCGAUACCAGCAGUAGUUGUGGUGCCCUCCACCGCUGAAGCUGUCCCAGCAGUAACAGCAGAGGGAGGAGAUGUGAUUGCUCUUGAUGUUCCUUCCUCUGCGCAGCCAGCUGAAGCAGCAGAGGGAGAUGCAGUCGCUGAUACAGACGCAGAAGCAGUGGAGGUUGCCUCAGUUGCACCUGCAGUUGACGCAGCAGUCCUUCCAGAGGACACUGCUGCCGCUGAUGAAGAUGCAGAUGUUGCAGCUGAAGAUGCAGAAGCAGCAGGUGAGGAGGCUACUGUAGCCCCUGUCACACCUGCAGCUGAAGAGACAGCAGCUGCUGUAGAUGCUGAUGCAGCUGCUGCAGAUGCAGUUGUUGCAGAUACAAAUGCAGCUGUUGCAGAUGCAGCUGUUAUAGAUGCAGUUGUUGCAGAUGAAACAGCAGUGUUAACAGACACAACUGAAGAAGAUGCGGCUCUGAUCAACGCUGCUGCUUCAGUUGCACCUGUUGCAGAGGGAGAAGAAGCUGCAGUGGAUGCUGCAGCCGCUCUUACUGUUGCUCCUGCAACAGAAGUAGUUGAGCAGGAAGCUGACGUUGUGGCUGCUGAUGCUGCGGUUGAUGCUGAUGUUGCUGCUGCUGCUGCUACUGAGGCUACUGUUGCUGUAGAUGCUGCUACUGAUGCUGCUGCUGUAGAUGUUGCUGCCGAGGCGACUGUUGCUGCCGAUGUCGUUGUUGCUGUCGAUGCUGCUGUUAUCGAUGAUGCUGCUGUUAUUUCUGCCGCAGACGUUGUUGCAGCUGAAACAGAAGUUCCUGCUGAUAAUGUUGUAGCUCCUGCUGCCACUGAGACCCCAAUCGUAGAAGAGGCAGCACCAGCUGCUGAUAAUGAGGCUGAAGUACAGGCAACUGAGAACGAAGUUGCAGCUACUGCAGCUCCUGAAGCAGGUGAUGAAGCGGUCGUUGCAGCUGAAGCUGAGGUUCAAACAGAGGCGGAAAUAGAUCCAGCACUGGUUCCCAUCAUUUUAGCUAAGAGACAAGCACCAGAGCUGACAGAAGACUGCACGGUCUACCGUUAUGGCUCCCUCGCCACAUCCGUAGAGGUGAUCCAGGGUAUUGAAAGUGUAGAGAUUGUACAGAUGACCAACGUGGUAGCAAUGGCGACCGAGUUGGAUCAAAACGCUGUGGACAUCACCAUCUCCUGCCAGGGAAGCCUGCCAAGUGAGGUCUGCACAGUGAUUUCAGACGCGGACUGCAUCACACCAGUGGAAACAAUCUGUACUGCAGCUACUCCCUCUCCAGACUGUCAAAUGAUUCUUCGUCAGUUCUUCAAUGACUCAGGAAUAUUUUGCAUCAAUGUCUCAUUGACCAAUGAUGUCAGUCUUGCUGUUGCAAGUGCUAGAGUCAGUGUAAUAGUAGCCUCCAGUGGUUCCCCAGCUGGAACCGCAGCCACAGUCGUGGGGGUCAUGGUUCUCGCCUGUGUUGUUUGUUGUAUUGGUUUGAUGUACAGGCGAUUCAAGCAGUACCAGCCACUCAGAGAAGACUCUGGCAGUAAUGGAGGAAGCUCUGCGGUAACAUCAAUGCCUUUGUUGUUGUGGAACCUGUUGAGUCGUCAGUCACCAGGAGAGAGUCGUCCACUUCUUCAGGGGAGGACUGUGUGAAUAUUAUCAUCAUCAUCAUCAUCAGCUCAUGCUCUUAACAUCUACAGCAAUGCUACAAUAUUGACUUUAUAAACAUAAAACUGUAACUAUAAUGAUAUUGUAACUCCCGGUCAAUGUAGUAAACCAGAAUCAAUCAAAUGAGCCAGCCCUGUGUGCAACAAUGUGUGUAGAAAUAGAAAGGAGCAACGUUUGUAAUAAAGAAAUGUCAUAAGAAUGUUGAAACAUUUUUAGAGGAAAGUGAUAUUUAUUUGGACCUACAUUAUUUUUUAUCAAUUGGCACUGAUAGUUUAUAGAAGCCAUAACUUAUUCUUUUAUUUGUGGCAUACUUAUAGCAAUUUGUAAAAUCAAUGUUAACAUAUUUCAGUUCAUUUUCUUGACAAUGUAAUUUAAAUCAUUUACAUCACAAAACGUUAUUAUAUUUGUUACCCUGAAAUGAAUAAAGUUGAACUUUAUCACCAACAA